AUGGAGGGCCUGGGCCGCUCGUGCCUGUGGCUGCGCCGGGAGCUGUCGCCCCCGCGGCCGCGGCUGCUGCUCCUGGACUGCCGAAGCCGCGAGCUGUACGAGUCGGCGCGCAUCGGCGGGGCGCUGAGCGUGGCCCUGCCCGCGCUGCUGCUGCGCCGCCUGCGCAGGGGGAGCCUGUCGGUGCGCGCGCUCCUGCCCGGACCCCCGCUGCAGCCGCCCCCGCCCGCCCCGGUGCUCCUCUACGACCAGGGCGGGGGCCGACGCCGGCGCGGGGAGGCCGAGGCCGAGGCCGACGAGUGGGAGGCCGAGUCGGUGCUGGGCACCCUGCUCCAGAAGCUGCGGGAGGAAGGCUACCUGGCCUACUACCUCCAGGGUGGCUUCAGCAGAUUCCAAGCUGAGUGCCCUCACCUGUGUGAGACCAGCCUCGAUGGCCGUGCAGGCUCGAGCACAGCCCCGGUGCCCAGCCCAGUGCCCGUGGUGGGGCUGGGUGGCCUAUGCCUGGGCUCCGACUGCUCCGACGCGGAGUCCGAGGCUGACCGAGACUCCAUGAGCUGUGGCCUGGAUUCGGAGGGCACCACGCCCCCCCCAGUGGGGCUGCUGCCAUCCUUCCCUGUCCAGAUCCUGCCCAACCUCUACCUGGGCAGUGCUCGGGAUUCGGCCAACUUGGAGAGCCUGGCUAAGCUGGGCAUCCGCUACAUCCUCAAUGUCACCCCCAACCUCCCUAACCUCUUCGAGAAGAAUGGCGACUUUCACUACAAACAGAUCCCCAUUUCUGACCACUGGAGCCAGAACUUGUCCCAGUUCUUUCCGGAGGCCAUUGCAUUCAUCGACGAGGCCUUGUCCCAGAACUGCGGAGUGCUCGUCCACUGCCUGGCGGGAGUCAGCCGCUCCGUCACCGUCACCGUGGCCUACCUCAUGCAGAAGCUCCACCUGUCGCUCAACGAUGCCUACGACCUGGUCAAGAGAAAGAAGUCAAACGUGUCGCCCAACUUCAACUUCAUGGGGCAGCUGCUGGACUUCGAGCGCAGCCUGCGGCUGGAGGAGCGGCGCUCCCGGGAGCGCGGUGGCGGGGCGCAGGAGCCGGCGACCUGCGACCAGCCGUCAUUCUUCACCACACCCACCAGCGAUGACGCCUUCCAGCUGGACCCCACCUAA
Messenger RNA from Cynocephalus volans (Philippine flying lemur), 1155 nucleotides. RefSeq names its product dual specificity phosphatase 9 (gene DUSP9). Lineage: Eukaryota; Metazoa; Chordata; Mammalia; Dermoptera; Cynocephalidae. Gene Ontology annotation, cellular component: cytosol; cytoplasm. Gene Ontology annotation, molecular function: MAP kinase tyrosine/serine/threonine phosphatase activity; protein tyrosine/threonine phosphatase activity; MAP kinase tyrosine phosphatase activity. Bases 1 to 1155 code for a protein of 384 amino acids. Gene Ontology annotation, biological process: protein dephosphorylation; negative regulation of MAPK cascade. The transcript is spliced from 3 exons. The record is from RefSeq and is a predicted model, not a curated record.